Leptosia nina is the source of this 1992-nucleotide messenger RNA. NCBI's taxonomy places the organism in Eukaryota, Metazoa, Arthropoda, Insecta, Lepidoptera, Pieridae. The record is from the annotation of a GenBank genome assembly.
AUGGCAAAGCAAAUGGCGGGAAAUGACAAUGAGCUCAUUAACAGAAACGCAUCAAUAAUGGGUGCAAAGCAGAGCAAACGCUCGGUGGAUAUAAGCGGCAAAGAAGCCGAGAGCGCCGGCGAGGUGGCUGCGGCUGGUGCUGGAGGCGAGGGGCGCAUGGAGCAGCUGGCUGACGCCGAUGCGCUGAAGCCACAGGCGAACGGAGAUGCUCACAUUCACGAAACACCCGAAAAAGAGAAGCAACUUGACAGCGGCACACCUGAAAAUGAAAAGGACGCCACAACCGAAAAAGAAAUGAAAGAACAAGAUGAGAGUGAGAAAGAGAAGGAGAGUGCCGUCACAAAUGGGGAAAGUGAACCUAAAGCGGAAAAUGGUGACGAUGUGUCGUCGCCGGACGAUGGCAAGAAGAAGAAAGAAAAGGUCAAGAAGAAAUGGUCGCUAAGAUCGAUCAGUUUCAGCAGAAAGGACAAACCGAAGCAGGAAAAGAAGCAAAAGGACAAGGAAAUAAAAACCAAUGGCGAAACAGAAGAAGUUCCAGAAGAGGCGGCUGAGUCUACACCUGAAGUUGUAGAAAAGGAAGUAGCUGCGGAAACAAAGUCUGAUGUUGAAAAGGACGAAAAGACACCAGAAACACCAGUGACAGAGCCUCUUACAAAUGGAAGCAGCACACCUGAAUCCCCAAAAGUGGAAAGUCCUAUUCCAGAGGAACCCAAAAAUGAGGUAGUAGAAAGCGACCCGAGGCCAGAACCGAAAGUGGAAGCCGUCGAACCACAGAAAUUACUUGUUAAUGGUCAGGCCCCAGAGGAAGAAACAAAAAAAGAAGAACCUACUGAAGUCCCCGUAGUCGAUUCAAACAAGACUGAGGAGCCUAAGAUCGAAGUCACCGAAACGGUACCGUCGUGUGAAAGUCCUGUUAAAAAAGAGGUUUGUGUCGAUCAAACGCCUUUGAUAGAGCCUACGCCUCCCCCUCUUCCCGCUAAUCCUCCUCCAUCUUCUGUGGCUUCCUUUGCCGCUACCACUAUGGCUCCCGAACUCAUUGACGCUUCACUCGCUAAUAAAACCAAUAAUAUUGAUACUGUAACUGCUGACGAAACCCCCGUUACGAUUGAAAACUCCAUCCCGAACGAGCCUGAAAUAACUGAAACUAUCAAAUCUAAUCUUGAAACUGAACCCUCGGAUCCUAAAACCGACGUCAUUGAACAAAUUAUCGAUACUAACGCACAACCGAGUCUUUCUAAUGAAAUGUCAAUAGAGAACUCUCUGAAAGACCCUGCCGUUUGUGACAAUAGUGCUGAAGAAAAUAUUAUCCCCACUGUAGAUGUCCCAAUAGCAAAUGAAUCUGAUUCAAUACUCGAAUUGACUGAAACGAAAGAAGCUGCACAGGAAAUUGUUCAAGAGACAACUGAGGAGCAGGCACCAUCAACAGUUGAAGAUAUUUCGAAAGAUAGUACUAGUGAAAUAUCUAAAUUCGAACAGGACAGUGGCAUCUGUGAGUUGAAAGAAAACGACAUCGAUACGAGCAUCCAUUCUCAAAACGAAUUGAACGGAACUACUGAUACUGCAAACGAAUCGGAAAUGUUGAAGACGAAAGGAAAAGAAAUUAUCGAAAACAAUGUCGACGUAAUGCUGAAUGGAGACGCGAUAGUGAUGAAUGGCAAUGAGUCCCCCGCGGGCGAUUCGGUGGAGGAAAUAGCCGAGAGCGGCGACGAGUCUGUAAAGGGCGUAGCCGAGUCAGUGCCCCCUUCAUUGUCCGAGGCGUUGGAGCAGCCGGCGGCCGCAGCAGAAGACUCGGAGUCUUUCCCCUUGCCGCCGAGCGACCUCUGCCCGACAGAGUCAGAAAUAUCGGCGCCCGCUUCGCCCGAGCCUCUUCCCGCCACACAGGAAACUCUGCCUAUCGCUGACAAAAUGGCGGACCUCAUUCCCGAACUUCCCACUGUACCAGACCUAAACACGGAAACGGUUACGACAACCGACAUAGCGGUGGAGAAUUAA